Molecule: messenger RNA, 1743 nt
Organism: Morus notabilis
Lineage: Eukaryota; Viridiplantae; Streptophyta; Magnoliopsida; Rosales; Moraceae
Product: MLO-like protein 6
Exons: 14
Coding region: 79-1647 (522 amino acids)
Biological process (GO): defense response
Cellular component (GO): membrane
Source: RefSeq, a predicted model, not a curated record
UCAUUAUUGUUGUUCCUCAUGAUCAGCAGAACUUAUAGAAGAUUUUGAGGACAAUAAAAAUAAAUAAUUAACAUUAAUAUGGCUGGGGAAAAUGUCUUGGAAAGAACACUUGAAACAACAUCAACAUGGGCUGUGGCAACAGUUUGCCUCAUUUUGAUUCUUGUUUCUAUUUCCAUUGAGCAUCUUCUUCAUCUUCUAGCCAAGUAUUUCAAAAAGAAAAGGAGGAGGUCUCUCAUUCAGGCUCUUGACAAGAUCAAAUCAGAAUUGAUACUUUUGGGUUUCAUCUCAUUGUUGCUAACUGUGAGCGAAAAGUCAAUUGCAAACAUAUGUAUUCCAAAAAGUGUUGGAGAAACUUUUCUUCCUUGUGGCAGCUUGACCUCAGAUGAGGAAGAAGAGGAAACUAAGUGCGCAAAGCAGGACAAGGUUUCAUUGUUGUCAAGGAAGGGUGUGCAGCAGCUACAGUACUUGAUCUUUGUGUUGGCAGUCUUCCAUGUCUUCUCUUCUGUCCUCACUUUUGCUCUCGGCGUGGCCAAGAUGAGAAGAUGGGAAUCUUGGGAGGCAGAAACCAGAACAUUCGAGUAUCAAUUUUCUAACGAUCCACGAAGGUUUAAGCUAAUCCAUCAAACUUCAUUCGGAAAGCGGCAUUUGAAAUAUUGGAGCGAUCUUCGAAUUCUCCGGUGGCUGGUCAGUUUUCUUCGGCAAUUCUACAACUCUGUAUCCAAAGUGGACUAUUUAACUCUUAGACAUGGAUUCAUAACGGCACAUUUAUUAGAAGGAAGCAACUUUGAUUUCCAAAAAUAUAUAAGAAGGGCCUUGGAGAAAGAUUUUGGUGUGGUUGUGGGGAUAAGUUGGUGGAUCUGGAUCUUCUCUGUGUUAUUUUUAUUCUUCAAUGCUCAUGGAUUUCACAAUUAUCUAUGGCUUCCCUUUAUUCCAUUGGUGAUGCUUUUGGUGGUGGGAACUAAGCUACAAGGUAUCAUAACUAAGAUGAGCUUAGACAGCCAUGAUAAAGCUCAAGUUAUAAGAGGAACUUUUCUAGUGAGGCCUAGUGACCACUUUUUCUGGCUCGGCAGGCCCAAAUUACUUCUACAUCUUAUGCACUUUAUAUUGUUUCAGAAUUCUUUUCAACUGGCAUUCUUCACAUGGACCUGGUACAAAUUUGGCUUUAGAUCAUGCUUCCAUAAGGAAACAAAAGACAUCGUCAUAAGGCUGUCCAUGGGUGCAAUUAUACAAAUACUUUGUGGCUACGUAACAAUGCCUCUUUAUGCUCUUGUCACACAGAUGGGAACGUCAAUGAAGAAAGCAGUGUUCACGGAGGGUGUUGUGCAAGGAUUAAAAAGAUGGAGGAGAAAAGCCAGGAAGAAUAUUCUGGCUAAUUUGAGGAACACCACCUGGCAAGAAGGGCGUCCCUCACUGGAUGCUUCCCUGAUCGACACUAAUUCCAUCGGAACUUCGCCGUCUUUCGGUACUCUUGACGCCUCUUUUUCCGUCGAUGCUGAAUCGUUUGCGGUCGAAAUUGUGGAGGAAGAUGAUGAUCAGAACAUUAGAGAUCGUGAAUACGACUCAUCAGAAUCAGAUCAAGAGCGCCGUCAGAUCAAGAUGAGCUCGUUUGAUGGAUUUCGCUUGAGCCAUAGAUAUAGUAGUGAUUAAUUAAUUCUUUUUUUUUUUUUUUUUGUUCUGUUUUUGACAAAAUAUAUAUAGAGGCUGUACAGUUAUGUAUUGCGAUUGUUUUUUGUAUGUAUUAAU